Molecule: messenger RNA, 1282 nt
Organism: Aspergillus heteromorphus CBS 117.55
Lineage: Eukaryota; Fungi; Ascomycota; Eurotiomycetes; Eurotiales; Aspergillaceae
Exons: 3
Coding region: 245-1165 (306 amino acids)
Molecular function (GO): protein binding
Source: RefSeq, a predicted model, not a curated record
CCCAAGCUAACGAUACGUCACCCGCAAGCUCAACUUAGCAUCCAUCUCCCACCAGUGUUCUGAACUUCUGUGGUUUGUCACUACUCACUACACCCGUUCAUACCUCUCUUUCCACCUAGCUCGGGCAUCCGCUGCUGCAUACCCGGCUGCCUACUGAGCCACAAGCAACCACUCCCCUACCUACUACCCCACUUUCGAGGCUCUAUCGCUGCGCCUACCCGGUCGCCUCGUUUCACACCAAGCCAUGGCUUCCGACCUAGACCAGCUCAUUGAAAUGGGCUUCGAGAAGGAGAGAGCUCAGGUGGCUGUCACAAAGGGUGGUGGCCUCCAAGGUGCCCUGGAAUGGCUCGAGCAAAACCAAGACAAGUCCUUGGAGGAGAUCCAAGAGGCUGAAAGCGAGGAGGGCCCUGCGCUCCAACCGGGCGAGGAGGCCCGCAGCCUGGUCUGCAACGAGUGCGGAAAGAAGUUCCGGAGCCACGCGCAGGCCGAGUUCCACGCCUCCAAAUCGCAGCAUGUCGAUUUCUCGGAAUCCACGGAAGAUAUCGCGCCCUUGACGGAGGAAGAGAAGAAGAACCGACUGGAAGAGCUCCGGCAGAAACUAGCGGCUAAGCGCGCGGGGCAGUCGGAACAGGACAAGGUUGACAAGAAGAGAAAUGAGGAAAUCCGGAGAAAGAGCACCAAGGAGUCCCAGGACAUGAAGGAGGAGCUGCAGCGGAAGCAAAUGUUGAAGGAGGCGGAAAAGAAGAAGCAGGAGAAACUGGCAGACAUCGAGGCCAAGAAACGCGUGAAGGCGAGGAUCGAGGCGGAUAAGGAAGAGCGCCGCUUGAGGGCGGAGCGGGAGAAGGCCGAGCGUGCUGGCCUCGCUGCCCCCGCGCAACCAGCCCCUGCCUCAGCGCCCACCACCUCCGGCCCCGUGGCCUCCAAGCCCGCCUCGGCCUACACGGAAACCCGCUUGCGAUUCCAGACAUCCAAGGGGAAUGUCUUGAAGACACUCCCGGUGACCACCACGCUGUUCGAGGUCGCUGCGGCUCUGAAACAGGAGGACGGGGUAGAUGCGAAUAGCUUCGUGCAGAACUUCCCCCGGAAGGUGUUUGACGCUGAGUACUUUGGAGAGUCACUGAAGGACUUGGGCUUGAUCCCCAGUGCAAGUCUUAUUGUUCAGUGAUUGCUUUUACACAUCCCGCAUUUAAUGUUGACGGGUCAGAAGCCCCCGAUUAAUGAGAUCGAUUUAUCAUACCAGAAAUUUGUUAGUGACAAGAAUGAUCAGUUUCAUGAGAGGAAA